AUGGCAGAUAAUACAGUAAUUCGGUUUUACGUCUAUAUCCAUCUGUUUUCUUCCGUCCAUGCGCUACAGGGCAAUCUAGCUCCGACCUCCCUGAAUGGUUUCUUUCCACACGCAAUCACCUUCAACUCCGAGCACUUCGCUCUGACUGCGGAUGAGCAAACCGUCCCUGCAGGCCACCUGCCAACCGACACAUUUCCAGUUGAAAUAGGGCCCACCUCAGAAUCAUCUUCUUCUGCGGCAUCUGGUGCUUUGGCAUGCAUGCCCCCAGCGUCAGUAGCGCCUGCUGGCCAAGCAUCUAACAGCCGAGGGGCUAUAAGGCUUCAAGGCCCGACUACUGUGGUCGGACUAUUGCCUGAAGGUACCAACUCUCCUGCAUCCUCCAGCCUCGUCGCGUCUGCUUUAGUUGGCAGUGGCACGGCUUCUGCCUCUCUUCUGCCCAGCGAAGUGGCAUCAACCUUCCUGCAGCCUGCUGAGACUCCGACUUCUGAAGCAAAAGCAGCUCGAGAUGGACAGUCUCGACUAUCAGAGAAGGAGGCCCGCCGAGAGAGAGCAGACCGUGAGAAACGGGAACGCCGGGAGCGUAAAGAUCGAGACCGUGAAGACAGGACAAUAAUAGCCAUGGACGAGAAUGCUAGAAACAUCAAAGACAAACAUGUCAGUAUAAAGCUGCAGGAGAAAGAGAAUGAAAAACUUAAGUUGAAAAAUGAUAUAUUAGACCCGGAGGAUUCGAUUGUUGGUGCCAAGGAUUCAACAUCUUCACUGUCGCUGCGAAAGGCAGCUGCACAUUCAACGCCACAUUCAGCCUAUUCCACCCCGAAUCAACUAGCUCACUCUCCGAUUUUUGACGUCCUGGUUCCAAGCCAUGGCGUUGGUCCGUCUAUAACCUCACACACUUCUGCCAAGAAACCAAUUGCAAGUUGGCCAGCCACGCCACGUACCAACUUUCCCGAGGUUCUGCAUGCUGUUCCAACUACAUUCUCGGAGUUCUCCAAUCUCUCUCCAAACGUAUACCCAGCCUCUUCUAUUUCAUCUCCCGCCCAGGACUCUGCGCAUCUUGUCCCCUCCGCCUUACCCACUACCAGCCUCACUAUGUCUCAAUCAACACCGAGUCCCUGCGGCUCGAAAACCUCAAUGAAAUCACCUUUUAAUCGGCCAGUUAAGAUAGCAUCAUCGAAGACUUCGACUUCUGACAGAACUUCGGAAGAAGCCAAUUCAUGGAAAUUCAAUCGCAAUUCUCUCAGCUCCACUCAAUCCCCAGUUGGACUGCCAACCUCCGCGUUUGCAGUGUCAGGUGAGUCCACGACUGUCAGCCCAACAGAGGAAUGGUCAGAAAUGAUGACAGACUCAGGCCCCGCAGACGGGCAAACUAGCGGCUGGCGUGGAUGGAGAUUCCGACAUGGGGUGAUAGAUAAAAUUGGCGCGGCUUUUAGUGCAGCCGCAACCUACAUGACAACUUCGGCAGUAUCCGGCCAGGAGACAGCAUCUGGUUCUGUCUCUGGCUCAGCCUCGCAGGCAGAGAGUUCGACGUCGUCACCGAUUGCAUCGCAACUAGAUCUGCACACAGUGAGUCUCCCAGGGAGAAUUUAA
This is a messenger RNA of Protopolystoma xenopodis, 1587 nucleotides long. The record is from the annotation of a GenBank genome assembly. Lineage: Eukaryota; Metazoa; Platyhelminthes; Monogenea; Polystomatidea; Polystomatidae.